AUUAAACAACACAUUCAAUAUUCUGUGGGCGAUUAAGGAGAGAAACGUAAUAAGCUUAAGCUUACCAUGAAAACAACAAGCUACAUAGUAGAGCACUCAUUUUCGACUUCUUAGCCAUUCCACGCACAUUAACAUGGCUUAACGACUUACUUACUUAACAAACACUUUAUUUGCGCUCGACGCUCUCAACGCCAGUGCAUGCAAUGAACAAAAAAAAAAACAAAAAAAAACCAACAGCUUAGCCUACAAAAUUAAGUUGAUAUAAAACCAAAUAUCGCAACGGCGCCAGCGCCAAUCAGUUGUUGACGAAUUAAACGCUUGUACGUUGCCAUUGUACAUAUUGUAUUUACCGCAAGUAACGGUAAAAAAAUUUAAACGAGAAAAAACGCACAAUACAAAGGAUCCAUUAGCAAUGGCUCGUCUUGAUUGUUCGCACACAGUCACAAAAGUGGUAACGCUCGGUUUAUUUGUCGCCUGCCUGUUGCACGCUUCAACGGCGCAAUUGUCCUACCACACGGAUUCCAAUUCGAAUUCUUUCACCCUAAAAACUCCAUCCUUGCAACAGAGUUUCUCGCGCGUGUUUGGCGGGCAGCAGCAGCAGCAACAGCGUCAACAGGCAUCGCCUACAGCACAACAGCUACAACAAUUCGCACAACCACUUUCACAGCCACAAUUCCAGCCGACACAGCAGCCACAGCAACAACAAUACGCGCAACCACAACAAUACCCAACAGUUCAGUAUUCCAACGCCGCUGACACCCAGUCGCCCUACCAACAGGCGCUGCAAUAUUCACAGUCGUCUUACCCAUACAACCCCCAGUACUCGACGACUCAGUCAACAACACCCGCCUACGCUGGCCAACAGCUCGCCCAACAGCAUUACGCCCAAACACUGCAGCAAAUCCAGCAGCAACAGCAACUGCAAAACCAAUUGGAACAACAACAAUUGCUGCAGCAACAGCAGCAGCAGCCGCAGCCGCAGCCGCAUCGCUACUCGGCGCCGAAGUCUGCACAGCCAAAUCAGGUCGAUCAACUGCAAGCCGCUUACCUUGCCUACCAGCAACAGCAGCAGCAACAACAAUUACAGCAGCAACAAAUACAGCAGCAGCAGCAGCAACAACAACAACAACAACAACAACAACAAUAUGUUAGCCAGCAAGAAUACCAACAACAGCUGCUGCGUCAACUGUACAGCGAAAAUCGCCCAACGGCAGCCGCCUUCACUGCUGGCGGCAAUCAACAGAACAGCCCCAUUUACACCACCUCCGACUAUGCCAACUACAUGCAACAACAACAACGAUUGGCUGAACGGCAAUUCGGCUCGGCGCCAACUGCUGCCACCAUCACUGCCAACAAUGGCUUUUCCACAACGCCCAUCUCGCCCACCAUCGACAGCGCCAGCAGCACCACCGAAAAGUUGCUGGGCGUGCAGUACUCGCCAUCGGACAAAGUGUCGCACGUGAAAUUCUCCAGCGGCAAUCUGCAGUAUAACUUCUAAAGGACGCAUUAGUUACAUAUGCAGCUUUUUGUGUUAGAUAUUAUUGGUGUGCAGAUAUUAUUGGUACGCUGGAUGACGGAUUGAUGUGUGUACGGUGUGAACAUCCGACAUCCGAGGCAUACAUACAUACAAACCAAACAAAAAAAAAUAAAAAAUCAGCUGCAAAGGCAGUGAGGGUGGCAAGCUUUCGUUUACUACAUAAAUUCCUAUAAAUUUGGCAUCGAAUUUAAUCUCUCCAGUCUGUCUGCGAGGGUAAAUUAUUUAAAUCAUUAUGAGCCCAA
Molecule: messenger RNA, 1779 nt
Organism: Rhagoletis pomonella (apple maggot)
Lineage: Eukaryota; Metazoa; Arthropoda; Insecta; Diptera; Tephritidae
Product: transcription factor SPT20 homolog
Exons: 2
Coding region: 413-1498 (361 amino acids)
Source: RefSeq, a predicted model, not a curated record